UGACUAGACGAGGGAGGACAGAGACUAGGCAGGGGAAAGGCAUCACGGCCCGCGAUUGCCGCCUUUAUCCGUGAGAAGGAGGAAGACGAAAUGAGCAGCGGCAAGCGGAACCUUUGUGCACUUGGCAGGAAGACUAUUUUUCUGGCCGGGAGAGCUUUGUCGUCGUACGCACAUCUCCGCGGAGAUUUGCCACGUCUGUGAACGGCAGACAGCGAGAGAACGAGCGAGAGCAGCUUGUGCAACUGGGGUCGGCCCCGCGGAGAUCGUCACCAUGGUGUCUGUAAUUAAUACAGUGGACACUUCUCAUGAGGACAUGAUACAUGAUGCUCAGAUGGAUUAUUAUGGUAUACGGUUGGCAACCUGCUCUUCAGACAGAUCAGUGAAAAUAUUUGAUGUAAGGAAUGGAGGGCAAAUUCUUAUAGCUGACUUAAGAGGACAUGAAGGCCCUGUGUGGCAGGUUGCCUGGGCUCAUCCCAUGUAUGGAAACAUCCUGGCUUCCUGUUCCUAUGACAGGAAGGUUAUUAUCUGGAAGGAGGAGAAUGGUACCUGGGAAAAGACCUAUGAAAACACAGGUCAUGAUUCAUCAGUGAAUUCUGUAUGUUGGGCACCACAAGACUAUGGAUUGAUCUUGGCUUGUGGCAGCUCUGAUGGAGCCAUCUCUCUGUUGAGCUGCACUGGAGAUGGACAGUGGGAAGUGAAAAAAAUCAGCAAUGCACAUACAAUUGGCUGCAACGCUGUUAGUUGGGCACCUGCGGUUGUUCCAGGAAGCCUUAUAGACCAGCCAUCAAGCCAAAAACCAAACUACAUCAAACGCUUUGCUUCAGGUGGCUGCGAUAACCUUAUCAAGAUUUGGAAAGAAGAAGAUGGCCAGUGGAAAGAAGAGCAAAAACUAGAAGCUCACAGUGACUGGGUCAGAGAUGUAGCCUGGGCCCCGUCCAUAGGGUUGCCAACGAGUACCAUUGCUAGCUGCUCACAGGAUGGCAGAGUGUUUAUCUGGAUGUGUGAUGAUGCCUCUGGAAAUUCAUGGUCACCAAAAUUGCUACACAAGUUCAAUGAUGUAGUCUGGCACGUUAGCUGGUCCAUUACUGCAAAUAUUCUUGCAGUGUCUGGAGGAGACAAUAAAGUAACUUUAUGGAAAGAAUCUGUAGAUGGACAAUGGGCGUGCAUCAGCGAUGUUAAUAAGGGCCAAGGAGCAGUAUCAGCUAUUACAGAAGGGCAGCAGAAUGAACAGUGACAAAUGGAUUAACAGUAGUCCCAAAUGAUCAGUGCAAGGAAAUAGACACAAUUUUUACUACUUUGCUUGCGAAACCAGAUUUCUUUCCUCUGGAACAAGUAACACUGUAACUGCUUUUGGUAAAGCUAUAUACCCUAGCUUUUUGCCUUAAACUGACCCUUUGUAAAAUUCAAGGCAAACUGUACAUCCAAAAGGUAUUGCUCAAUGUAAUGUUACUUGCAGUGAGAUUUUUUUAAUAAAUAAAUUUCUUUGUUAAUUUACUGGAGAACGUCUGACCAGCCUUCCAUGAACUCCUACAUUAGGAAGAGACGUUACGUUUCCUUAGAUCAAUACCUCUCCUGUUUUACUUACUACAGUUUUCUCAUCAUUUAAAGCCUGAUAACAUUCUCUCUUUCAACAAAAAGAAACUAUACAUCAAACAUUUGAUAGAGAAUUUGAGCAUAAGUGGGAGAGAUGGAGGCUGCUGUUUAUACGUGGAGGAGCCAGAAAUGCAAAGUUACUUUUGUUUUACAGUUUGCCCUUAUAUGUAUGGUUGCAAAUACUUAAUUUGACCUCCAAAGUACUAUCAAACUAAUUAACUUUAACCCACUUUGUGUGUACAUCUUUUUGUUUAAAAGGAAAACUAAAUAAAAUCCAAUUAAAACA
Molecule: messenger RNA, 1879 nt
Organism: Rhineura floridana
Lineage: Eukaryota; Metazoa; Chordata; Lepidosauria; Squamata; Rhineuridae
Gene: SEC13
Product: SEC13 homolog, nuclear pore and COPII coat complex component
Exons: 9
Coding region: 272-1234 (320 amino acids)
Biological process (GO): protein import into nucleus; positive regulation of TOR signaling; COPII-coated vesicle budding
Cellular component (GO): COPII vesicle coat; nuclear pore outer ring
Molecular function (GO): protein binding; structural molecule activity
Source: RefSeq, a predicted model, not a curated record